Messenger RNA from Elaeis guineensis (African oil palm), 4080 nucleotides. RefSeq lists its product as uncharacterized. NCBI's taxonomy places the organism in Eukaryota, Viridiplantae, Streptophyta, Magnoliopsida, Arecales, Arecaceae. Gene Ontology annotation, molecular function: protein binding; ATP binding; protein kinase activity. Gene Ontology annotation, biological process: protein phosphorylation. The record is from RefSeq and is a predicted model, not a curated record.
CCUCCUUUUUCUUCGAUCUCUUCUGUUCUUGUGAUCUUUUUGAGAAACGGGAUCAUUUCGUUUUUGAAUUACUCAUCGCUCGUCUUGAAUCACAUUUCUUUUUAGUUACCCAUAACUUUCUUUUGUUCCCGUGGUAUGUGUUAAAUUUCCAUGCGUUGCUUGGAGUAGCUCUUGCAAUUAAGGUAGUAAAAAGUGUCCUCCUCCUUAGAUUUCCUCACCUCUGUCGGCCUUCCCAGAAUUACUUCUUUUCUUUUGGCAUCGCUCAUAACUCUUCCUGCAGUUGUAACCCAGCGCUCUCAUCUUCUCUCUCUCUCUCUCUCUCUCUCUCUUUUCUUUCUUUUCUUUUUCCUUUUUUGGUACGUUGCCUAUUAGUGAUGCAAAACCGCUGUGUUAUCCAAAAUAUUUCUUUUUCUGUGGAUUUUCUAUUUACUGUUUUCAGUUUUAACAGCACUAGCUAAAAAAAAAAAAAUCCAAUUUUUAUUUUUUAGCUUCUUCAAAUUUUUACCACAUCUACGAGAUGGGUUAUCUUCUUUGGCAUUGCUCCUUGCUGCUCCUGGCUUUGAUUCCACUAUCCUUGGGUUUGACCUCCGAUGGAAUAGCCCUCCUGGCCCUCACCAAAAGCCUGAUCUUACCACACUCCAUAAAUUCCACCUGGAAAUCUUCUGAUCCAACUCCAUGCAAAUGGGUGGGAAUAAGUUGCGACAGAAGGCGCCAUGUGGUGUCUCUCGAUCUUGCAGAGAGAGGGAUUUCAGGCAGAUUGCGACCAGAGAUAGGACUGCUGCGAAAUCUGCGAAGGAUUGAUCUCGGUAUCAAUGCUCUCUCUGGACUGAUCCCACCAGACUUGGGCAAUUGCACCCUCGUGGAGCACUUGGACCUCUCAAUUAACUUCCUUUCUGGUGAGAUACCGGAGACCCUCCAGAACUUGAAGAAGUUGUCUUAUCUAUCCCUUUAUGGAAAUUUCCUUACUGGAAAAAUACCAGAUCCUCUGUUUCGAAUUUACCAUCUGGAAACAGUUUAUCUCAGUCAAAACAAUCUCACUGGCUCGAUUCCUCGUACUGUUGGAAAUAUGAGCAGGGUCAAGGACCUUUGGCUGAGUGACAAUCUGUUGUCUGGUGUCUUGCCUGAUUCAAUUGGAAACUGUACCAAGUUAGAACAGCUCUAUCUGUUUGAUAACCGGCUGACUGGUCCUCUCCCAGAAACUUUAAAUAGCAUCAGAGGGCUUAAAUUUUUGGAUGUCCAUACUAAUAAUUUAGGUGGGAGGAUUUCUUUUGGUUCAAGAAGUUGCAAGUUGGAAGAGCUAAAUUUGUCAUUUAAUCGAUUGGAAGGUGAGAUCCCUGCAGGACUAGGAAAUUGCAGUAGUUUGACGGUCUUUAGUGCUGUUAGCAACAGACUGUCUGGCCAGAUACCAUCUUCAGUUGGUUCCCUGACCAAGCUUACAAAACUUUACCUAUCUGAAAACUCUUUAUCAGGAUCCAUUCCAACAGAGAUAGGGAAAUGUCAAUCACUGACUGCAUUAGAAUUGUAUGAGAACCAGCUGGAAGGGGCUAUUCCAAGGGAACUGGGUGAGUUGAAUAAUUUGACCAAGCUCUUUCUGUUUGAUAAUCACUUGACUGGAGAGGUUCCUAUAGAGAUUUGGCGAAUCCAGAGUCUUGAGCAUGUUCUAAUUUAUGACAACAAUCUCUCUGGGGAGCUGCCUUUGGAGGUGACGGAGUUAAGAAAUCUGAGAAACAUUUCUCUGUUCAAUAAUCAGUUUACAGGUGUCAUACCUCAAGGUCUAGGUAUCAAUAGUAGUUUGGUGCAGAUUGAAUUUACUAACAAUAGCUUUGUUGGUGGAAUACCACCAAAUAUCUGCAUUGGAAAAGAACUUAGAGUUCUCAACUUGGGUUUUAAUAUGCUCAAUGGUAGCAUGCCUGUAGGUCUUGGGAACUGUUCAACUUUGUGGAGGUUGAAUCUCCAUAAUAACAACCUCACAGGUUCCAUUCCAGAAUUUGUGGAAUCUUCUAGCCUGUCAUAUAUGGAUUUAAGUUUCAAUAAUUUGAAUGGGCAUGUUCCUCCUAGCCUGGGAAAUUGUGGAGACGUCACUGUGAUAAACUGGUCAGGGAACAAGCUUGUUGGUCCAAUCCCUCAAGAAAUUGGAAGGCUAGCAAAUCUACAAGUUCUGAAUCUUUCUCACAACAAUUUAUAUGGUAUGUUGCCUCUGGAGAUUUCGCACUGCAGUAGAUUGUAUUUGCUGGAUUUGAGUUUCAAUUCUUUGAAUGGCUCGAUUCCGCCAAGCUUAACAAACUUAACAGUGCUCUCUCGAUUGAUACUGCAAGGCAAUCAGUUCAGUGGAGGGAUUCCAAGUUUCCUGUCACAGUUUGACAGGCUACUGGAGCUGCAGCUUGGGGGAAAUAAAUUGGGAGGCAAUAUCCCUUCACCAUUGGGUGCAUUACGGAAUCUGGAAAUAGCUUUAAACCUCAGUGAAAACAGACUGGCAGGUCAGAUUCCAUCAGAACUAGGGAAUUUGAAAAGAUUACAGAGCUUGGAUUUAUCUCUCAACAAUCUGACAGGAAGCUUAAAAUCCUUGGAUGAUCUCAAUUCGCUGCUUGAAGUGAAUGUUUCAUUUAAUCAAUUUAAAGGUCCACUACCAGACAAAUGGCUGAAGUUUCUUAACUUCUCACCAAGCUCAUUUAUGGGAAAUCCAGACCUUUGUAUCUAUUGUCAGGCUGGUGAGUUGUCUUGCACAAAUACCACUAUUUUAAAACCCUGUGGUCCAUCAAGCAAUUCUAAAGGCCUUAGAAAGAUUAAGACUGCGAUGAUAACUCUUGGUUUGUCACUUGUCGGUGUUCUGGUAUUUCUUUUGUUCGGAUUUGUUCUCUUUAGGUGUAGACAGACAGCAAAAGAGGAAGGGCCAACUUUACAUGAGGGUCCUUCUUUCCUGCUGGAUAAAGUAAUGGAAGCCACUGAGAACUUAAAUGAGAAGUAUGCUUUAGGGAAAGGAGCUCAUGGAACUGUUUACAAGGCUUCGUUGAGCCCAGAAAAAGUUUAUGCUGUAAAAAAGCUUGAUUUUGCAGGCCAGAAGGGAACAAGUUUAAGUAUGGUGAGAGAAAUCCAAACAGUUGGACAAAUCAGGCACAGGAAUCUGGUGAAACUGGCAGACUUCUGGCUGAGAAGCGACUAUGGGUUGAUAUUAUAUGACUACAUGGAGAAUGGAAGCCUUCAUGAUAUCCUACAUGAGAUAAAACCAGCUCCUGUUUUAGAGUGGAAGGUGCGCUACAGAAUAGCUCUUGGAACUGCUCAAGGGCUGGCAUAUCUUCACAAUGACUGUAAUCCAGCUAUUAUUCACCGUGAUAUUAAACCUAAGAACAUACUCUUGGACUCAGAGAUGGAGCCACAUAUCUCAGAUUUUGGCAUUGCCAAGCUCAUGGAUCAACUUUCUGCUUCCCUUCAUUCCACUGCCAUCAUGGGCACCGUUGGUUACAUAUCUCCAGAAACUGCAUUUACAACCAGAAAGAGCAAGGAAUCAGAUGUCUACAGCUAUGGAGUAGUCUUACUUGAAUUGAUAACCAGAAAGAAGGCACUGGAUCCAUCAUUUCCUGAAAAUACGGACAUAGUAAGGUGGGUAAGUUCCAUGUUGAAUGGUGGUGAUAAAAUUGAAGUGGUUGCCGAUCCAGAUCUUAUGCAUGAAGUCGUCGUUGGCUCCAUGGAAAUGGAAGAAGUAUGCAAAGUGCUUUCAUUGGCUAUGAGAUGCACAGCUAAGGAGGCAAGCGAGAGACCCCUGAUGUGGGAUGUCGUUAAAGAGGUAAUGGAUAUCAAGUCCAAAGCUUGUGAUUUGCCUAAACAGGGGAAAUGUGGAUCUGUGGUACCAUAGGUAUUUGCUGGGACUUUUGGGUACUCUCGUCACUUCAUCCCUCAGAUUAUUAAACUGUUGUUAGUGAGUGUUGCAUGAGAUAGUAUGGUGUACAAACACUGAUAAUAUGCAUGAAUCAGAGAGUUUCUGUAUCGUCAUAUUUUGUACUUGACUCUGGAGAUAUGUAGAAACAAAAUCUAAAAUUGCCUUAUUUCAUGGAUGUGAUCAUAUGUGCGGUAUCAGUGUUUCUU